Molecule: messenger RNA, 1376 nt
Organism: Verruconis gallopava
Lineage: Eukaryota; Fungi; Ascomycota; Dothideomycetes; Venturiales; Sympoventuriaceae
Exons: 3
Coding region: 44-1249 (401 amino acids)
Biological process (GO): inner mitochondrial membrane organization
Cellular component (GO): mitochondrial inner membrane
Source: RefSeq, a predicted model, not a curated record
CCAGAUCAUCAGAGAUGCCAUCAUACCAUCGCACGGCCAAACCAUGCGCCGGCAAGUAGCAUCCCAAUGGCGGAGCUCUUGCUCAUCCUACAACGCCCUCUCCAGACCGCGUGUCGCUGCCAUUGAACCCCUUUGUCGGCGCUAUGUACGUGUCUUUGCCACCCCAAGCUCCAUGUCGCCGGAGGUUGGCGCGGAGGGAAUAGAGCUGGGCUUAGAAUCUGCGAGUCGCCAGCCUGAUGCGAAGUUCGAAGUUCUAGGCGCGCCGUUCUCGUUGCUUUCGGUGCAGCUAUCGCCGUCGCAGAACUUAUACACAAGGCGAGGCACUCUUGUCGCGGUAGCUGGCAAGGCAGAAAAUGCUGUGUCGACACUUUCGCUCCUCUCGCCUCUCACACGGGCACCUCUCGGCAUUCCAUUCCUGUACCAACGUAUUUCAUCCUCUUCGCCCCUCUCCUUGUUGAUAAGUACGAAGUCGCCCCUGACUUCCUUCACGGUCCUGCAUCUGGAUGGUCGAUUGGACUGGAUGCUUGCCCAGCGAUCUGCGCUUCUCGCUUGGUCCGGCCACAAUCUGACCAUCCGCCCGCGCAUGAACAGCCGUCUCUCACUGCAGCAUUGGGGCAAUACAUUUGCCUCAGGCCGUGGCCUCAUCGCGCUUGUGGGCAAAGGCCAGAUCUACCAGGUGUCCUUGAAAGAGGGUGAGGAGUACGUCGCGCAUCCAAGCAACGUGCUUGCGUACUCAAUGAAUGGGCAUCCGCCGCAACCGUACCGCUUCCGCUCUACCACGCUCAAAAUGCAGGUCCCUUCUCUGACGGGAUACUUGCCGGAAACCCGCUUCUUCGUGGAGAUGCGCAAGUCGCCGCUGUGGAAGUUCCUCGCUCGGGCGCUGUACAACAUACGUACUUGGACGCGCAGAAACGUGUGGGGCGACAGGCUGUUUUUGCAAUUCAAGGGCCCAACGACGAUUCUGGUGCAGAGCAGGGGAGCCAGGCUUGCAGACAGCCUUAGUGCGAGAGAGGUAAAUGAGAUCGCCGAUGUGCCGGCUGGCGUAGUGCAAGCCGCUCUCCGAGGAGAGACUGCCGGGCUCAAUGCUGAGGCAACAGAGCCGGAGAAGAAGGCAGAGUCCCUAUCCAAAGAGAAGUCGGUUCGGCAGUCCACGAGCGAGCCCGCCGAGACGAAGCCGGCCGGUGUUAUAUGGGCGACUGUGAGUCGUGAAGGCAAAGUGGAUUUCAAGGCGCAGGACGAGAAACCUUAGACGCAGGUCUUCCUAUUCGUUAUGUAACAACAGCAUGAAAUGUAUAGUACAGAAAAUUGGCUAUGAGUGCCUCUGUUCAAUCUAUUUGGCCGCAAAAAAAAUGCAAUUGUCGGGCCACAUCGUCUCA